UCUACUUGCGAUCUUCACUGGCAAUGAAUUGCAAGCUGCAGUCUGCUUGGGAGACGCAGAGUGGAAGGGACGUGCUGUUGGUGUAGAGCUAUGCUCACCUUACACUUCAGAAAGGGGAGAAGGUGUGGAGCAAAGGACUAGAUCAUUCCGCUGCGUCUCAAGCAGAAUUGCAUGCGAAUAUGGUGAGAAGGAACCUUGUCAACUGAGACGCAGACGGUACAAGACGAGCUGAGUUUCUGCAGCACCCUUUUUAGGUGAAAUUGCAGCACUCUUCUACCACAUUUUGGGAUAUUUUACGACUAUAAAAGGUGGUACACAAAUGCAAGUGCGAGCAAGUACAAGCUAUCUCAUUUCUUGAAGUGUUGAAGACAUUUCCUUCCAACAAAAAGCUUCAAAAAUGGCUGACGAAACAAGACAGACCCCAGCAAACUAUUCGUCGAAUAUGUCAUGCCCGUCAAUUGAUGAUUUCCGGAAUCAAGUCUAUUCUACAGUGUACUCCCUGGUCUUUGUGGUGGGCUUGUCAGGAAAUGCCUUUGCUCUGUUCGUACUUGUGAAAACAUUCAAGCAGCGAACAGCCUUCAAUGUCUACAUGCUCAACCUGGCAGUGUCGGACAUGCUGUGUGUUUGCACCUUGCCCUUACGUGUCGUUUACUACGCUUUCAAGGGCAGGUGGAUCUUUGGGGACAUGCUGUGCAGAAUCAGUUCUUAUUCUCUCUACGUCAAUCUGUACUGCAGCAUUUUCUUCAUGACUGCCAUGAGCUUCAAUCGUUUCCUGGCCAUUGUGUUCCCUGUUAAGAACCUGAAAAUAGUCAAUAUUAAGAAGGCCAAGAUAGUUUGUGCUGUGAUAUGGAUUUUUGUCACUGUGACCAGCAGCCCGUUCCUUUUGUCAGGCUCUCACAGGAAUGGAAAUAAAACAAAGUGCUUUGAACCACCAGAUGGUAAGCGUAAAGAAGACCUGAAGAACCUGUUGAUUAUGAACUACAUUUCGCUGGUUUUAGGCUUCAUCCUGCCAUUUCUCGUCAUCCUCAUUUGUUACACAUUCAUUGUGAGGGCGUUAAUGAAAAGCACAGCGGCCAUUCACAGGAAGAAAGUAUCGCGUCAAAGAGCAGUGCAUCUGAUCAUCAUUGUGCUGGCUGCUUUCCUGAUCAGUUUCAUGCCCUACCACACCCAGCGUACAAUACACCUGCAUUUCCUGCUACAAAACAACAAGAACUGUGAUGACAUUAUUUACAUGCAAAAGUCCGUCGUGGUAACGCUCUGUCUGGCAGCUGCCAACACCUGCUUUGACCCGCUCUUGUAUUUCUUCUCUGGAGAGAACUUUAGACGGAGACUUACAAGUUCCUUCACUAGAAAAUCGUCCGUAUCCAGCAAUCAGCUGUCGAACAAAAGGAAACGCUCACUAAUGCGUGUUGAACAGGACAAAUCAGAUGAAGAUUCUUUCAGUCCUACUCGGGCAAAUGGAAGCAUCAGCAAGUAAAUCUGACUCUGCUGCCGUAAUGCUAGGUACACGGAAAGGGGACUGAGCCUUUCAAACGUGGAAUAUCUUUUGCCAGGGUAGUGUUGCCAUCACACAAAGCACAUGUGAACCAAAAUUCACGUAAAUUCACAGAGAUUCAAUCCACAGAAAUCAGAUAUAAAGCACACUUUCUGCUUGUAGAGUUCUUGUAGAUUUUUCAAAACUGUGCUGUAAUGACUGAAGAGAUUAUUUUGUGCGCAGAUCACUGAUCAAGUUAUCGUAAUUUUGCAAUGGACAUUAUUUGUUUUUGACUAUGUGACUUGGGUGUCCAUGUUAGGUUAAUGAACACAGUGUCCAACUACUUCGAUUUUAUUUCUUUGGAAAAAGAUUGAGAGGGGGAAAAGUUCAAUUCUUUAACAUUCUGAGAAGUCUCUAAGAGACUUCAAGCUGCCUAGGAUGUUAAGGACGAAUUAGAGGGUAUUUGUUUAAGGUUUACAAACCUUAAGAAAAAAUGACAAGUGCUAGUUCCUGUCAUCUUUGAAAUAAGCAACUAAAACCAUUGAAAAAAACCCUUCAGACUAAAGCUGGGGAGGUCCCCAGUUGACAGCAUGUUUCAACAUUAAUGGGGUUAAUUAUGAAUGAUUGCUUGUCACCCAUGGAGGUCAGAUGGACACGUUAAAGGUUACGAUCCCAUUAGGGAUCAACAAGUAAAAUCAUUGAGUGGAUGCUAUACAGAGCAAAAAGUUGCCAAACCGAAUCAUUUUCCUGUUGUGUUGGAAGUUUCUGAUCUCAGCCAAGGUAGUCCCUGAACGUUAACAAUUGAUAUCAGCUGCCUGUUCAUUAACUUCUGCUGGAAUGUACAUGCUACGUUAAUGCCCCCUACAAAUUCAGAGCUCUACUGACACUUGGACUUAAAUAAUGUCCAGCUGGGUGGGUGCUGGAGAACAUCAGUCACCGUUCGGAUGAGCAGGAAAGCAGCAAAACGUGCUUGAGGGAGAAAUGUACUGACAAAGAAUAGCGGAUAUUAAGAAAAGGGUGUUAACUGUUGCCAGAAGAAGUAGCUUUUGCAUUUUCACAUGCUUUGUCCCCCUUCAGUGCUUUAGUGGCAUUUUAAAAACCAAAGUCUAUUUUCGUGAAAUGCAAAAUUCAAAUAUAGGGAUAAUCAAGUGAUAAGUGUAUAAUUUCAUCACAAUGUGUGUGGCAGUUUUGUUUCCUUUUCAUAAACAAAACACAUCUUGUUUAACCAUACAUUCUCAUGAAUAUAUUGUCAAAAGAGAGGACAUGAAGUGGAUGUGUAAGUUACUUUCAUGUCUUGUAUUUCACUGGGAAUUUAUGCUGUUGAGUGCAUAUUGAAAUAAAAUUUUCCAAAGCUAAGUCUUUACAGGACAAAGCCACGAUGUGGAGGUGCCGGUGUUGGACUGGAGUGGAGAAGGUCAGAAAUCACACAACACCAGGUUAUGUCCAGCGGGUUUAUUUGAAAACCAAAGUAAGGCUCCAAAAGCUUGUGUUUUCAAAUAAAUCUGUUGGACUGUAACCUGGUGUCGUGUGAUUUCUGAUCUUUUAUAGGACAAAACCAAUGGAGACAUUAUCGGGUUGGGGAGUUUGGUUUAUUAUAAUGUUUUGAAUAUUUUUUCCGUAAUAUUUUUCAGUACGGGUGAAGAUUACUAUUUCUUCAGUGGGACUGAUUUUUUUCAGUCUUUUUAAUAUGCCUUUGAGUAUUAUGUUUAACGAAGCUGUUUAUCUAUGAAUGGGAGUAGAAAAGGUCAUGAAGCCUACCCCAUCUACACAUGAUGCAGCCCACAUAGAACACCAAGCCAUCCUCCAUCAUGUGGUCACCUACUGAAGGAACCAGUGCCCUAUGUAAGAAACAGUGUGCAAUGUUCCUCUCCAAUAUCUGAAGGAAAUUGAGCAAUGAUCCAUAAGUUACUCAUUAGUGUAGCUCCUCUUGCUCACCAAACCUACCAUCUUAACUCAGGCAGCUCUCCCUCUUUCAGGAAUCUACCCAGAUCUUUUCUAAAAACUGUGAGUAAUGGGAACUAAAUGUAGGGAUUGGUAUCGCUUAUCCUUCUGACAGAACUUCUACAAAUGAUUAACACAAAUUCAAACCUUCAUUUCCAUAUGAACAUAGUAAACACUAGUUAGGGUGCAGUGAUAUGGUUCCUGUCUCUGGGCCAGAAGACCAGGUUCAAGUCCCCCCUGAGCUGGACAUGUGACAUAGUAUGUUCAAACAGAAUGAUUAAAAUAACUAUGAUAAAGCUUCUUUUCGUGAAUGAUAUAAAUAAAUUGAUUUAGGAUCUUGUGGUGCAGAGAUAGGAUUCAAGUUUGACCUGGCCCAGGAUUGCGUCAUAACAUGUCCAAACAUGUUGAUUUAAAUAACUCGCUGUUUCAAUAAGGUAAUGUAUCAUGUGAACAAACAGAAAGCCAGUCAGGUUUUGCAAGUGAGAGAAUUAGGCACUGAGAGCUGUUUUAUAAACGGGCUCACAUUGCCAAAGGCCUCUCAAUUGCAGCCCGCAAGCACUUUCACUCCAGUUCAUGCAGCCAGGAAUCAUAGUCCAAUUUGCACUUAGCUUUCUUCCUCACUGGCUUGUUUCUUUAAGGUCAUCUGAGAUCAGAGGUUUCAAGAUGAUUAAUACCAGCACUGUUACAUCAUUGAUGAAUAAACCUUAAAGAAAACACCAAAAUCUGCCGGUAAUUUCAUUUCAACAUUGAAACAAAUGAGUCAGAACAUUGAUUCAUAGAUUAAGUUAAGCCACACGGGUUAUGAAAAGAAAACAUUUCGGUUCUUUUAUCUUAGUGCAACUCAUUUUUCAAAAAGAAAAGCACAUUAAAUUGGAUAUCAAAAAAUGACUGAGGCAACAAAAAUGCACUGACUUAAAUUUAUGUAGCAAGCAAAAUUAAAAUGUUACAUAAGUAGCUGGUGCAUUUAUGAAUGGAACAGUUAGCCAAUGUGAGUCUGCUAGCCUUCCUAACUCUAUUCAUCACAACAUUGAGUGGAUUCACAGAAUUGGCCACAGAACCAAUGCAACUGAAGUGACACAUGUUUAGGCGUGCUAAAAAAAAAUCAUAAUUAUUGUCUCCAAAACCCAUCCAUCAGGAAUCUGAUGAGAUCGAGUGCAGCUCUGGUUUGACGUCAAAUGGGGAAUAUUAUUGGGCUGUCCACCCAACGCAAUGGUUUGCCCAUCCAGCAAGUUAGGCUAAAUUUAUCCCUUUCUGGAUGUGGGUAUCUUUGAUUUUUGGGGAAGGAUGAUACAAGUCAGGGAUUCAACUGGUAGUAUUUACAUUGGGUGAAGCACCAUACAAAGUUCUGGUGGAUUAUUGCUUUAUUUCCAACAGCACAAAACAUCACUUUGCAUUCUUUGUGGUGAUACAUCUGCAUGAAGGUGCACAACAUGGACGUGGAGGUGCCGGUGUUGGAGUGGGAUGUACAAAGUCAGAAGUCACACGACACCAGGUUAUAGUCCAACAGGUAUAUUUG
Messenger RNA from Rhincodon typus (whale shark), 4931 nucleotides. Its product is annotated as cysteinyl leukotriene receptor 1. The coding region runs from base 398 to 1477 and encodes 359 amino acids. Gene Ontology annotation, cellular component: plasma membrane. The transcript is spliced from 3 exons. The record is from RefSeq and is a predicted model, not a curated record. Gene Ontology annotation, biological process: G protein-coupled receptor signaling pathway. Gene Ontology annotation, molecular function: leukotriene receptor activity. Lineage: Eukaryota; Metazoa; Chordata; Chondrichthyes; Orectolobiformes; Rhincodontidae.